Molecule: messenger RNA, 1146 nt
Organism: Erythranthe guttata (spotted monkey flower)
Lineage: Eukaryota; Viridiplantae; Streptophyta; Magnoliopsida; Lamiales; Phrymaceae
Source: RefSeq, a predicted model, not a curated record
AUGGAAAAAGUCACGGUUAUGGCUGACUCCCAAUCAUCCUCUCUUCCUCAUGUUAUAUCUAUCAAUACCGCCUCUCUUAUCCCCAACAAACUCUCCAAAGGAGGAAAUUACUCCAUAUGGAGUUCACAAAUGACCAACCUUCUACUUGGUUAUGACCUUAUGGGUUUCGUUGAUGGAACUCGUCCUUGUCCACCAUCUGAAGAUCCAGCUUAUAAAAUUUGGAUUCGUCAAGAUCGAUUGCUACUCCUUUCUAUUCAAACGGCUCUGACAGGCCCAGCAGGACCUAUUGUGUCUCGGUGCAAAAAUGCCGAAGAAGCUUGGUACAAACUCAAAACAACCUACGCCAACAAAUCCAACACUCGAAUGGUUGGUUUAAUCGAUUCCCCCACCAAGGUCAGUCAAGAUGGAAAAAGUAUUUCUGAGUACAUGCAAUCCGUUAAAACUAUUAUUGAUGAUCUUGCUAUGAUCGGCCAUGAUUUGAGCGACGGGGAAAUCGUCGUUCACACUCUUAAUGGUCUCACUAAUAACUACAAAGAAAUCAAAGCCGCCUUACGAGCAAGAGAGUCGCCGAUCUCUUUCGAGGAACUGGUGGAGAAGCUUGUUGAUUAUGAAACUAGUCUCAAGAAUUCAGAUUCCACAGCCGAUGCACUUUCCAUUAUUGCACAAUUCUCACAAAAGCACCAAAACAGGAAAGGUACACGGGGAAACUUCAUCACCACCCAUCGUCAAUUUCCAUCCGGAGGAAUCACCAACAAUAGAUUCCAUCACAAUCUCCAUGGCAUUCGUGGAAAUCGUACCUACUCCAGCAACACUCCGGAACUCUCACCAAACCAAUCGAAUCAGAUUUGGAGGUCCAACUACACCACGAACCAAACUCGAGUAGUUUGCCAACUUUGCGAUAAACCUGGGCAUGUUGCCAAGGUAUGCCGAUCACGUCCGCCGCCGACGAAUUGGGCACAAGCAAAUUUCACAACUCACGAAACCUCGAACAAUCCAUCAAGUUGGAUAGUUGACUCCGGGGCCUCUCAUCACAUCACCUCAGACCUGCAAAAUCUUUCUAUUCACUCCGAGUAUGGCGGUAAUGACGAUAUCAUGGUCGGCAAUGGAUCUAUUCACGGGGGCAUCCUUGGUGCGAGGCCGGAGUAG